CUCGCAGAGGCGCAAAAGUAGCAGCCCUGCUUUGGGAGCCCAGAGGAGGAGAGAGCUCCAGGGCGCUCAGGACGCGCGGGAGAAUCUUUCCCCGAGCUUUCUGCCUAGGGAAGGGCUCAGCUUUCCAGCGCACAUCCAAGGCUUUCAGCUCAUCCAGAGCCAAGUGACGGGGCAAUUAGAGAGAAGGUGCUUGCUGGCAUAUCCUGUCCUAAAAAAGUGAGACUGCUACUUGAUUUGAAUAGCCAGAAAUAUUCGCUACCGCGGCCGCGACCGCAGCAGCAAGAAUAAGAAAGGCGAAAUUGAUUAAGGACCGGAUCCUCUCUAAGUCUCCCGACUGGCAUGGCAUCUGUCCUAGGGAGCGGCAGAGGGUCUGGAGGGCUAAGCAGUCAACUCAAAUGCAAGUCCAAGAGGAGAAGGAGGAGGAGGUCCAAGAGGAAAGACAAAGUAAGCAUAUUGUCAACCUUCCUUGCUCCCUUCAAGUACCUAAGUCCUGGCACCACAAACACGGAGGAUGAAGACAAUCUAAGUACCAGCAGUGCUGAAGUGAAGGAAAACCGAAAUGUGAGCAACCUGGGGACUAGGCCUCUGCCCCCUGGAGACUGGGCCAGAGGCAGCAUGCCCAGCAUUAAAAGGAAAAGGCCCUUGGAGGAAGGAAAUGCGGGGCAUUUCUGCAAACUCCAGCUGAUCUGGAAGAAGCUCUCCUGGUCUAUGACACCCAAGAAUGCGCUGGUCCAGCUGCAUGAGCUGAAGCCGGGUCUUCAGUACCGGAUGGUGUCACAGACUGGCCCAGUGCACGCCCCAGUCUUUGCAGUGGCUGUAGAAGUGAACGGACUCACGUUUGAAGGCACAGGACCCACUAAGAAGAAAGCCAAGAUGCGGGCAGCAGAAAUGGCCCUGAAGUCCUUCGUGCAGUUCCCCAAUGCAUUCCAGGCCCACCUGGCCAUGGGCAAUAGUACUAGUUCAUGCACUGACUUCACCUCUGACCAGGCCGACUUCCCUGACACUUUGUUCAAGGAGUUUGAACCAUCCUCAAGAAAUGAGGAAUUCCCAAGCUGUCGUCCCGUCGACACUGAAUUUCUGUCCUCCGCCUACAGGCGAGGACGGCUGCUUUGCCACACACUGGACCUCAUGGGCCAGGCUCUGCCUGACAGGUCCAGGCUGACCCCUGGGGCCCUGGGUGAGAGGAACCCUGUAGUGGUGCUGAAUGAGUUACGCUCAGGUCUGCGGUAUGUGUGCCUCUCGGAAACAGCCGAGAAACCCCGAGUCAAGAGUUUUGUCAUGGCUGUGUGCGUGGACGGGAGGACAUUCGAAGGCUCUGGACGCAGCAAGAAGCUGGCCAAGGGCCAGGCAGCACAAGCUGCCUUGCAGGCCCUCUUCAACAUCCGUCUACCUGGCCACAUGCCCAGCAGGAGUAAAAGCAACCUCUUGCCACAGGACUUUGCAGACUCUGUGUCCCAGCUGGUCACACAGAAGUUCCGUGAACUGACAGUCGGUCUGACAUCUGUGUAUGCCCGCCACAAAACACUGGCAGGAAUCGUCAUGACAAAAGGCUUGGACACCAAACAAGCGCAGGUCAUCGUCCUGUCCUCUGGGACCAAGUGUAUCAGCGGUGAGCACAUCAGUGACCAAGGGCUCGUUGUCAACGACUGCCACGCUGAAAUUGUGGCCAGGCGGGCAUUUCUUCACUUCCUCUACACUCAGCUGGAGCUGCACUUGAGCAAGCAUCGAGAGGACUCCGAGAGAUCAAUAUUCAUUCGUUUAAAGGAAGGAGGCUACAGGCUUCGAGAAAACAUCCUCUUCCAUCUCUAUGUGAGCACAUCCCCCUGCGGAGAUGCCAGACUCAACUCUCCCUACGAAAUCACGACAGAUUUGAACAGCACCAAACACAUCGUUAGGAAGUUCCGAGGCCACCUGCGUACCAAGAUUGAGUCUGGGGAAGGGACAGUCCCUGUCCGGGGCCCCAGUGCAGUCCAGACGUGGGAUGGCAUCCUGCUGGGGGAGCAACUAGUCACCAUGUCCUGCACAGACAAGAUUGCCAGCUGGAAUGUGCUGGGACUACAAGGCGCUCUCCUCUGUCACUUCAUCGAGCCUGUGUACCUCCACAGCAUCAUUGUGGGAAGUCUGUACCACACUGGCCACCUUGCACGGGUCAUGAGCCACAGGAUGGAGGGCAUCGGCCAGCUGCCUGCCUCAUACCGGCAAAACAGGCCUCUCCUUAGUGGCGUGAGUAACACCGAGGCCCGGCAGCCAGGAAAGUCUCCCCACUUCAGUGCCAACUGGAUCGUGGGCAGUGCAGACCUGGAGAUCAUUAAUGCCACAACUGGCAAGAGGAGCUGUGGGGGCUCAUCCCGGCUCUGCAAGCACGUGUUUUCUGCUCGGUGGGCACGGCUGCAUGGUAGGCUAAGCACUCGGAUCCCCAGUCAUGGAGACACACCGUCCAUGUACUGUGAGGCCAAGCUGGGGGCUCACACCUACCAGUCUGUUAAACAGCAACUCUUCAAGGCUUUUCAGAAAGCUGGUCUUGGCACCUGGGUGAGAAAACCACCAGAGCAAGAUCAGUUUCUACUAAGUCUCUAAGUCACUAGACUCCUUUGCUAUUGGACCAGAGUGAAGCUUCUGGACAGGAUGCAGCCGUGUGACGGAGUGGUGUGUCCAUUGAUUCUUGACAUUUGUUCUCCUUUGGUGUUCAGAAAUCCAUGCAUUUAUGUUUGGAUGAGAGACUAUAUUUGAGUUUGGGUCAUGCUGCUUCUUCCUGGGUUGUUAGUUCCAAGAACUCUGUCCACAAAGCUAGAGGCAAAGCACUAUUGCAUCAGUCCCAUCCCUUACUGAGUAUCAAAAGGAAUAAUCUGUUCAGGCAAAGGAAUCUUAGAAGCAAAAUUGAAAAGUGCUACUGAAGUAUAGCCUCAUACACUGUCCUCUGUGCUUCCUUCCCCUUCGUGGGCCUCUCCAGUGGUGUGAUUAAGUCUCACCCACACAAGUUUAUGUGACUUCAGGAUAAGCCACAGGUGAAAAGAAAAGCCAUGGGCUCCCCAACCCCAAAGAACUCAACAGGAAUGCUAUAUUGUUUUCAUUAUUCAUUCAGUCCUUUCCACCUUCUUCCAAAAAGGACUUGAGAUGGACACUGUUAAAGAGCAACUAAAGUAAAUGAAAACCAUGUUUAUGACACAAAGAGAUAGUUACCUUAGACACAAAAGAAUCAUGACCUGUGAUCUAAGAGAACUGCUUUUAAACUGCCCAAUGGUAGAAUGUUUCAAACAAACCCAGGCCUAUCCACUUGAUCACAAUCUUUUCAUUGAUUUUUGUAGAUAAUGACAGCCAUGAAAGUGAGAAUUAUAGAAUGGCUAGCUACGACCCAAUAAUCUCUAUAUUAGGUAAUAGUAAUGAAACUGAGUCUUAGAUCAAAUUCUGAAUUUUUAAAUGGAUUUUUAUUAUAAAUAAAGCACACACAUACAUAAAACACUCAACAAAACCUUUAGGUUUGUGGAGCUACUUGCUCUCUGUCACUUUAGGUUCCUUAAUCAUCAUCUUGCAUGAAUAAAAUAAUAAUAAUUGUAACAAUAAUAGUGAUGGCUUAACUGUCAAAUUAAAGACAAUGAGCAUCAAAGUUCAUGGCUAGACAUAGAUCAGUUUACUAUUUAUCUUAUAUCAUCAUCCCUAAGCAGUGAAGAUACAGGCAAAGGAAGACAUGACACUAAUAUAGUUUUAGUCAGCCCAUGUUCCUUGAAUUAAUUUUUUCCAUUUGGAGCUCAUUUCUAACAUUCAUCAAACUAGUUAACAUGUGUAUAAUCUUUUUUAAAUCCCAUCUGGUGGGAUGUAGAGAUUGCUCAGAAGUUAAAUGAACUUGGUACUCCUAGAGAGGACUCUUGUUCAAUUCCCAGCACCCACGUGGCAGCUUACAACCAUUCAUAACUCCAGCUCCAGCAGUUACAACACCUUCUUCUGGCCUUUGAGGGUUCCAUGCACCCAUGAAGUACAUAUAUGUACAUGUGGGAAAACUACCAUAUACAUAAAAUAAAAAUUAGUAAAUCCUUUUUAAUACCAUGUGAACUGCAUUAUUUUUUGUUUUGUUUUGUUUUAAAAAUUGUAGAAGGAACUACUUCUAGAACAGGGGAUUCCUGGUUAGAAUUCCCUCUCAUCAAUAAUCAAUAAAAAUUCAAUUAUAUCAUGAUGUACAUAUUCUGACAUAUAUUGCAGGGGUCAUAGGAAUGAGGCAAACAUGAAAUACAUUGAAUUGUAGCUAUCUGAUAGAAUAAAAAGAAAAGGGGAGAUAUUAAUUCCUUUGAUUUAUUAUGAGACCACAUUUAUCACUAAAGUCCUUUGAGAAAAGAAUAUGAACACCAUUGUAAAAACAUUUCAAGAUACCCUUUCAAAGACAUGCAAAUGUUUUGAAAAUAAAUGAUUUAUAUUAAUCUUUAAUAAAUACUGAGGAAAAUGGAAUCUUCACUCAGUGUAAAGGCUAUGUAGUAAUCUCUGAUAACUUGAUGUAUAAUUAGGAGAAAGGUUAGAAACGCAGGAAACCUUGGGAGCUGAGUUGUGGCUUAGAUGUCUUUCAGUCACUAGGUACAGUUACUUCCUGGCUGAAAUCUAAGACCCUCCCUCAAAUCAUUUGUAUUCUGAAGGGUGGAAUGGAGAAUGCAGAACACUUUCCAUAUCAGAGUGCUCCAAACAAUGUUGUUGGUUAUAAAAAGAUUGGCAUUAGCUGCAGGGCCUUAAAUGUCUCCAUCAUGUGAUGGAAAAAGGAAGAAUGGGACACCUUUCAAGUAUUCUCAGUAAAUACCACCACUUUGGCCUGUCAGAGACAUAGAAAGAAGCUGCUUACCCAGCAGUGAACACCAUCAUAUUCAUACAUUGCUGGUCUAAGGUUAUGAACACGGUGUCUAAGUUACUGAUUUUCCAGAAACAACCCAAACUUUCCUAAAGAUAUCUCCUGAAAAAGAAAAACCAUCAAUUGAAUUCAUUCUCCCCCUUAGCACUAAAGUAGAAAUCCACACAUUUAUUUCAAUUAUAUGAAUGUGUGUUGGUAUGUGCAUGUGUGUGCAGGUGCCUACAGGAGGCUGAAGAGGGUGACUGAAGCACUGGAGUUAGAGUUACAGGCAGUUUUGAGACACCCUAUGUGGGUGCUGGGAAUCAAACUUGGGUCCUCUGGAAGAUGCUCUUAAACACUGAGCAAACUCUCCAGCCCUGAGUAUCACUAUUAAGACAACAGGCGAUUCCUAGAGAGGAGAGCUAGGGGAUACACAUAUGUCUAUAGCAGUAGAAGAUGUUUCUAAUGCUACAUAUGUGAUUUUAAUAGUUUUUUAAUAGUUGACUAUCUUGCAAGAUCCUUGUCAAAGUGAGUGUGAAAUAAGAGGGAGAUGGGAGGAAGAAAUCAGAGGGUCCCUGAAUCUGUUCAAUGAAUAGAGAAUUGCUGAAAUUAUCUAAAGUGAACCCUGCCACAUGCUGAGAAGCAGAGGUCAUGAAAGUCAAUCUUCGAGAAACAGGAAAAAACAAAGAGGCAUUAUGAGGAAAGAAUGAAAGACCUGUUUCAUUUAUUAUCUAGAGCAGACAGGUAGCCACAUCAGGAUUUCACACUUACACCAUACUGGGACAUAUACGUGCUGCCCCAGAUCUACAGAAACCCACCUACUCUAGAAGUAGCUGGUCACAGGAUCUGGUGUACAUGGAAUAAACCCUGGAAGAGUGAGUAGCAAAAGCCUAAGGGUUUUUCUCACCUUGGUAUCCACAAAAGCAUCUCAACCUUACUUUAGGCUGCCCUGCAUUUUAACUACUGAAUUAGUGUCUUGGGAGCAGCUCAGAAAAGCCCCAUCUGAAAUUUCUAUAAGAAUGAAACACAAAUAGGUCAUAUUUAUCUUUUCAUCACCUUGGAAACAAAUACAGUAGAACUAAUCUAAAAGAAUAUAGUUAGAAUAUAAAGAGGGCCUGCAGGUAUCUUAGCCACCAGGGCUGUUGCUUGUCCACCUGAUUUAUGCCAAAACUACCCCCUAUCUUUCUAUGAUCUUUACACAUUUUGUUUCCAAAUCUUCUGUAUUGACACCCAUUGAGUCUCACUCUUAGUCCAAAUAGAAAUCAGCAUCAUCUUCAUCUGCCUCUAACACACUUUGCUUUCCUAUUGUGGAGAUAAGCAAUUUAAGGCUUCCUGCCUGGUUCUCAGUCAAAAAGCCGGUGUCUGUUCAUUUGUGAACCUUUGCAAGGAUUGAGCCCCAUGGUAAAGUCCACGAGGACACAGAAGCUCUGCUCAUCCACCUCCAGCAAAAGAUUUCAAAACAAUGUAUAAUAUCAAGUUACUGAAGUUAGGAUAUCUUUGGAUUUUGUUUUUUGCCCGGGAAAAGAUUUGCAAGUCUCUGGCAAUUGCUUUCUUUUGACUUCUGAGAUCCUCUUUAACCUGUAUAUAUCUAUAAUGUCACUAUUGAUUUUGUGGUGUCUUGUUGUCUCUCACAAAUGUCAGGCUAGGUUACUUUUCCAAAAGAUGCAUAGCUCAUAUUUUUUCCAUAUAGUUUCCUUUUCACAGGAUGGUUCUUACCAAUAAAUUUAAAUGUUUUUGUAUAGUAUUUACCAUAUUUGAUGAGCCAUACAUAGUAAAUACAUAGUAUAUCAAUGCCCAGAAUAGAAUAGUUGCAGUAUUUUGAUGAAAUCCUAUUUUUAGAUUAUAAAUUUCAAGCUGAGUCUAUAGUAUCUUGUUUAAAAAAUUUAAAAGACAACUGAAAUUUAAAUAGAGUAGACUUUUUAUUUAGGGAAACUUCUAUGAUCAUUUUUAAGAAGCCAUUCUAAUAAAAUGACCUAAUUGGCCCAAAAGAUAAUAAAUAUCAGUUUCUCAUAGAAGCCAAAGGAAAUUUAGAAAAUUUCUUUCUUUUUAUGUACUACCAGUUGACUGCUGUGACCACUUUUUCUGGCCAAAGUCUCAGCAUUCAGCAAAGCCUGUUUAUCCAUCACUCUUGUCUAGGACAAUUUUCAGAAUUCACAGUCUUGUAUAGGGAUAUGCUGAACAUUUUGAAGAACUAUCCCAGUUUUGAAUGUUUGCAGAGUUCAUGAAGGAGUAGAGAAUGCAAAGUACUGCCCCAGGAAAGGGUAUAACACCAAGAAUCAACCUUUAUCUGGGCAUGGGGGAAAGAAGUGAUAUAAUGUUGUUAGGGAUGACAUGGGUAGGGCCGUACAAGUGGGGAUUGGGGUAUUUCUAUGGAUGGAUUUGAAAAUGUUGGGCCCAUGGUGCUGUCCGUGGUUCUGACUCAUCGUUAAACAUGGAAACACAACUAUUUCUGGGAACACUAGGGUAUCAGUGGCUCUUGUAAAAGUUCUUUCACAAAGUUUGAAUCAGAUAAGUGAUGGUGGAGCAAUAAGAAAACGAAAAAAAAUGGCAUAGAUGGAGGCCACCAGAGAGAUGUCAUGGAGAGCAGAGCAUUGUCCCAUGUAGUUUCUCCAACCCCAAGUCUGAGGAACCAGAAAAUGGGGUUUUUCAUUCUCCCAGCAAUGCUACUUCUUUAGAUUCUUUUCUCAUCCCUCCAGGGCUCCCCCCAACACCACAUUCCUAUUGUUUGUGCUUCCCUCCUACUAAACUUCCACUCUCUUUUUUCUGGUCCCCCGGUAUACCUGAGAGGAAUGAAGUAGCAGGCAAAUUGGUGCUCACAGUCGGGAGGGAAGCUCACUAUGUGUUCAUGUGGUAGCAUGACUACAGGGAUUUACAGUGAUCAUUCUGGACUCCCAAAGCAUGUCCAUUUCAGCUGACCUCCAACAAAAGAAUCACAGAUGACCACAUCUCAAGAAAUUUAAACCAAAUGAUAUCACCCCUUCAGGGAAAUGUACAGUAUAAACCUGGAGAAAAUACCACCUUAUUUCCCAACUCAUCAGUUUUUAAAAGGUUUGGAGAAAUGAUGUACCAUUUUAAAAAUAAAUAUAAACUUAUCUGGAUUCUAGUGCCUCUUUCACAUGGGUACCCGAUUUCUAUCACCUGGAAGUCUGUGAAUCGGUUUAAUCAAAUCUUUCCAAGUGGUGCCCAGCUAAUUUUCAGCACUUUUUAAGUAAAAUGAAGUUAAAAAUAGUCAUUCUUCGUUGAUGGUAUGUACAUUAAAAAGCAUGAUCGAAUGGCAAUAUUGUAUCAAUGGAUGUAUAUUUGUAAUAUUUGUAAAAUAAAAUCCAAACCCUUACAAUAUGAAUUUACAUAUGUUAAUUUGCCUCUUCUGAGUUCUGUAAAUUGCACUUUGGUGAUACCAGAUAAGUGAAUGUUUCUCUUAAGUGAAUAAAAAUAUUAAGUAAA
Molecule: messenger RNA, 8248 nt
Organism: Mesocricetus auratus (golden hamster)
Lineage: Eukaryota; Metazoa; Chordata; Mammalia; Rodentia; Cricetidae
Gene: Adarb2
Product: adenosine deaminase RNA specific B2 (inactive)
Exons: 10
Coding region: 340-2577 (745 amino acids)
Biological process (GO): adenosine to inosine editing; RNA processing
Cellular component (GO): nucleolus; cytoplasm
Molecular function (GO): tRNA-specific adenosine deaminase activity; double-stranded RNA adenosine deaminase activity; double-stranded RNA binding
Source: RefSeq, a predicted model, not a curated record